This is a messenger RNA of Nezara viridula (southern green stink bug), 3866 nucleotides long. NCBI's taxonomy places the organism in Eukaryota, Metazoa, Arthropoda, Insecta, Hemiptera, Pentatomidae. The record is from the annotation of a GenBank genome assembly.
GUCGAUACAAAUAUUUUCGGGGGCUUCAGCCCGAUAGAUUUUUUUCUCAUAUAUAUAUGACGAUAAUUACUUUGGAAAUAAAAAGAAACUAAAUACCUAUACGAAAUGUUGCUUAAGUGAUGCUUAAAGUCUUAUUAAAUGUAAUUAAACGAACAAUAAUAUUUUUUUAAAUUGUUUCCAUAAAACCGAGUUAUAUUUUUGGGAGGAAAUAGGAAGAUCUUCAGCCCGAAAGAAACUCCCCUCCCCCAUGGAUCCGCCAGUAAGUCAAUGGAAUGUAUCCAAAACAUGUGUUGCUUCUCUUGUUGCUCGAGAAUACUGUAAUUACAUAUGUAAAAAAAAAAGAAAUAAGUAUCUGUAUUUGUUCUAAACAAACAUGAAGUCGAGACAAACGAACUGCUUUAUCACGAAAACAAAUACUGAGACUUUUAUUUAUGGUAUUAUUUAUGUAACAUUUUAUUUUAUAAACGUUUGAGGCCACUAUAUAUUAAAAAAAAAAAAUGCUUUUCUGUUAAGUUUUUUACUUUAUAUCGAACCGUAACCUAUUUCGCCAUCUCUUUUCGCGCACAACGACAUUGGACGUCUACUCAAGGUGCAGCGAAACGAUCGCCCUUGGCGACAGAAACUCAUUGUCGUGAGUUAGUGGAAGACAAAACCUUGUCAUCACUCGAAGUGGGGAGACACGUGAGGUCUGCGAUCCCAGUGGUAUAAGAUAUGGGUUCACAAUCGCUGUGAAUAUAAUCACGUGUUUCCGAUUUUGUAUUUAAUUUAAGGCGAGUUUAGUUUUUUUUUUGUUUUUUCUUCUGUCUCCUUCAAGUGAGAGUUGUGAUAAACAAUCUGACCUAUAUAAAUAACAAUAAAUCAUUCAGGACAUCUUAUCAAUGAGAUGACUGCAACAAGUGAUAUGUGUGUCUUGGUCCCUUUUUUUUUUCAUUAGUAUUUGUUUCACUAUUGUGAAGUGUAACACUAGAAAAAUGAUGGUACAAGAAGAGUUUUAUUUAAUUUAUUUUGUGUGUAAGUGAUGAAAAUAGAUUUUGUUUCAGUCUAUAUCGCAUUAUUAAUAAAAAUGGUUUCGCCGGCUAGAAUCCUGGCAAUAUUUCCGUUCAGUGCUCGCAGUCACUUCAACAUGUACGAGGUGCUUCUAGACGAACUACAUGAACGAGGGCAUCACCUCACUGUCAUAAGUCAUUUUCCUAAACAAUAUCCACUAGAAAGGUACAGAGACAUCAGUCUCGUAGGUGCUGCAAAGAGCUUGAAUGCCAAUAUGUCCUUAUCAGAUUUGUACAACUUUGGACUUUACGAAAAUCUUAAGCUCCUCAACGAACAGAUAGAUGAUUAUGUUCCUAUAUUUGAAGUACCUGAAGUGAAGGACUUGAUGGAUUCUGAAGCAACUUUUGAUCUAAUAAUUACGGAAAUAUUUAACAGUGAUGUGUUUUUAGGUUUCGUUCAUAAGUUCCGUUGUCCUUAUAUUAGUAUGAGCCCAUGCCCUCUGAUGCCAUGGGCUUACCAGAGAAUAGGCCUGCCUAUUAAGCCCUCUGUAAAACCGAUUGUAUUUUCUGAUAGAUCAUAUCCCAUGAGUUUAAUUGACAUAUCUCGAAAUACACUCGAUUGGAUAUUUGCGCUAUGUUAUUAUAAGUACGUGAUGAAUCCCAAGUCAGAAAGAAUAGCAAGGCAAUAUUUUGGAGAUAUACCUCCCCUGGAAGAGCUUGCUUCGAAAGUAAGCCUCAUCUUAACCAAUACUCAUUCUAGUCUUCAUCCGUCGAUGACACAUACAAAUAGAUUAAUUGAAGUAGGAGGAUUACACAUCAAACCAGCGAAGCCUCUUGAAAGUAGCUUGGAACAAUUUUUGAACGAUUCUGAGAAUGGAGUGAUAGUUUUCAGCAUGGGGAGCAUGUUCCGGGCAGAAACUUUGCCGAAAGAAAUUUUUAACUUGUUUCUGAAAGUAUUUUCCAACUUAAAACAAAAUGUAUUAUGGAAAUGGGAAUCGGGUACAACACCUAAUAUAACUAAUAUUAGAUUUAUGAAAUGGCUACCUCAGAGAGAUGUUUUAGCUCAUAGAAAUGUGAAGCUGUUCAUUUACCACGGAGGAUUAUUGGGUACCUCAGAAGCCAUUUACUGCGGCGUGCCGAUCCUCGGACUACCACAGUUCGGAGACAUGGGACAUAACAUUGCAUCCCUCGGGGAAGCAGGGAUGGCCAUGUCCCUAAAACAUUUGACCGAAAAGUCUCUGACCGAAGCAAUCACAACGAUGAUUGAAACACCAAAGUACAAAAAGAGGGCCAUGGAGCUUUCAGAACUAUAUCGUGACCGGCCUGAACACCCUCUCACGAGAGCAGCGUAUUGGGUAGAGUACGUGAUAAGGUACAAGGGCACAAAUCACUUUGUUCAAUCGCUACCACUCCAGAAAGAACUGGUAAUAAUACCAACUAUUGCCAUUGUUAUCAUUCUGAUUUUUUGUUGACAUUAUUAUUCCUGUCUUAAACCAAGAGCAUGUUAUCAAAGAAAAACAAUUAUAUCAAUGUAAUUUUAGUUUCAUAAAUGUUAAGAGUAUGUUCCUAGAUUAAAGAAUAUUUAUCCAAAACUUAAUUAUAAUCAUUUAAAGAAACACAACAAAUAACCUGAUAAACACAUGAUAAUAAUAAGUGUAGCAUAACUUUUUGCCUCUACAAAAUGAUAUAUAAAUGGGUAAAGGUAUAUUGAUCUUGGCAGAGACAAAAUUUAAUAUAAUAGUUCCUGGGUAUUCAUAAUCAUUUUCCAUUUAAUCUUGAAAUUAAAUUUAUUUCAGAGCAAAGAUUAUUUUAAAACUAUUUAUCGAGUGUUGGGGUACUAUUUAGUACCGAAACGAUCAGCUGAUAUUUUAUAAUCGCGAACCAUAUUCUAUAUAUAUCUAGGAGUAUAUGGUGAAGGACUAAAUAAUAGAAAAAUGAUGAAAUUAAGAAGCCAUCAUAAGAGAUCAAGCAUUAAAUACAUUUUCCGUUCCCAGCUGGUCAAUGGACUGAUUAUAAAUAGACCAAUAAGAUUUAAUGAUGAUGAACCUAUCUUAUGUCUUAGUCCUAGGUAGUCUUGGGAACUGCUAAUGGCUAAAUAUAAGAGUAGGAGUAAAUUACAGUAAAAUCGGAUUAUAAAAAUCUUUAAAGGACCAAGGAAAAUGUAUUGUUUUAACUGCAGCAAAAUUGUUAAAUCUACAAACAUAUAUUUGGAAUGUUUUCCAACAUGGAAUGUUUCACCUUUACAUCUAAAAGGUUUACCCGGUUUUAAUCAAUGAACCUGAAACUAUUAAAAAAUUGCUUCUCCUCAAACUUGAUGUUCAUUUAUUUUAAGAUUUUCUUUUCAAAGUCAGAUCCCUCACAAACAUUUCUUCAAUUUUUUCUCUAGAUUUUCAAAUUAUACAUAUAUUGUUAUAACUGGCAUGAAAAAAAAUUUUUUUUAUUAAAGCAUGGAUUGUUUUAUAUGGAAUACCAUUCUAUCUACUAUUGCUAUAAAAGAAUUUCACUGUAUUUAGCACAGACCAGAGAUAUGUUGCGUUUAUGUUAAAACCUGAAAAUGUAUUUAUCCAUUUUUAAAACAUUAACAUUAUAAAAGCAUAGUAAUGCUUUUUUUAGGCAUUAUAAUCAGCACAACUCUACAAUGAAGACACCAAAACUUUCCAUACACAGACAAAUUCUGUCAUUAUAUUGGGUUGUUCGGAAAAUAAUACAGGAUUUUGAUUUAAAAAGAAAAAUUUUUCAGUGUUUUAUUUAAUUAAAAUAGUCUCCACUACUAUCAAUACAUUUUUGCCAUGUUGGCAACUUUUCCAUCCCCUCGGAAUAAAAUUUCCCUUUUUUAAAAUUGAUAAACUCCAAAAAUGCAUUUUUUUAGUUCCCUUUAUC